CGACGCGUAAAAAAGGGCCCGUCGCGCGGCGAUGGCGUCACAGGGGCGCCGGCGGCGGUUGGAGGCUCGGAUGGAGCCCGAGCAGGAGCGGCUGAGGCGGCAGAUUCGCCUGCUUCAAGGCCUCAUCAAUGACCACAAAAACGCCCACGGGAAUGCACCGGUCCCUCCUCCGCCCGCUUCGCUCUCCAGGUGGAGAAAUCCUAAACUUCCCACCUUCCACAGCCAAACUACCUUCAGCGCCAGGUACGGCCAGCAGCCCUCCCGAGAUUUCUCAUCCGGCCCGGCCAACGCAACAACCUGGAGGAAGAAAUACUCCCUUGUCAACGCGCCGCCUAGACCGGCCCUGUCUUCGGCCAGCGGCGUUUCUCCCAGUGCUUCCUGGGCUUCCCAGAGCCACGCCAGCAGGGAGGCUCCUGAGCCACAGCUGAUGCUUUCGGAAGCCGCAGCGGCUGUCUCCAGCGCAAAGGCGAAUGCCAGGCUGCCAGCCAGCUCCGUGGCGGGCGAUGCCGCCGGCUCUGGCUUCCAGCCGGGCUUUUCAGGAUCGAGAAAGGGACCGUUGGCAUCUAGGGGAAAGCUGCCCACGCCUCCUUGGCCUUUAAACGCGGACCCGAGCCGGAAGAAAGAGUGGUGUGCUUCCACUCUGUCCCUCUCGCCCUGUGGCAAAACCCCGGCUACGGCUGGAAAUAACCGACCGGCGGCGGGUCAGAAGAAGCCGGUGGGGAGGAGUGAGCUCGCCGCCAGCUUAGGCAGGACUAUCAGCGAGAGUGCCAUUGUGCUGAAAUCCGAGCCUCGGCGCGCUCUGGCCUCGCCCGAGCAGGGAUCGGGAUCUCUCCCAAUCUGGAAGAAGCCAACGCUCCAGGCUUCACCCCUGGGGGGUUCACACCGCCAGCCCUCCCCGGCCGGGACCGUCAAGCUGAGCCCCGCCAGGAGCGCGGAUCUGUCUGCCGGCUGUGCCCGUUCGGGUGAGGAAGUGUCUUCCAGCACCGGGAGGAGUCUCCCCCCAAACAAGCCCGCCGUAGUUUUGGUCCAGAAGUCGUCUUCCAUGCCGGCCUCCGUGCGAUCCUCCCGGUUCAAGAGAGCCAACUACACCUGGGUGGCGAAUCCCAGCAAGUCCCCCCGAAGCGUGAGGAGGUGGGCGGUUUCCAGGGCCUCCGAAGGCACCCCCAAGCUUGCUGCCUGUGCCCCGGCAGCGUCCCCCAAAGCCCAGUCGAGGGGAGCGAAUCUGGACUUGGGGGCCAAGCCAAAGAAAUCGAGCCCCCAUUCAAAGCUGGCGGUUUCCGCCAGCCAGUACAAGUGGAAAGCGGCGAGUGCGAAAUCUGCUCCCCCGCCUUCCACGUCCGCCUCGGUGUUCACUUGGAAGCGCAAGGAAGGGGUCGGGCCUGGCGAUGCGCCCGGCGCGGGCGCCGCCAGCACGUCGCUCCAAGCUCUGAGGCGUCUCCCUCUCGGACACGGCCAUCUUGCCCAGGGCAGCCCAAGAGCCUUCUUUGGAACGACCAGCUUUUUCAAUUACAAGUUGAGGAGCUGGCCUAGAAUCAUUAAGAGGAAAGGUAGCGCCAGCUCUCCCACCCUGCUGCUGAAGAGCCGCUACUGCCUCCGGAAACGCCACGCCACGCGGGGAAAGUCCUCCCCCACCGCCCGCCGAACCGGGACCAAAGGCCUGGUGCAAAUCAGCAAGCACAGGUUGCGCCGGCUGCCGGCGUCCCGAGUUCCUGGUUCGCCCAAAGAAGGUUCCAGCUUCCUCCUGGUCACCAGCCCGGUCUCCCACCGAGUGGUCAACACUCGCUACAGGCUGGUGAAGAAGUCGGCGGGGUCUCCCUUGAGUUCUGCAGCCCCCGGGGCCGGGCCGUCUCACGGUUGGAAGGCCAGGAGACUUUCAUUGUCCAGGUCUCUCACGUCCAAUUCCACCCGCCACUCUUCACCCGGGAGCAAGUCUCAGGCUGUGCAGCACCGAUGGAGAAACAAAGGACUGCGCUGUAUCGAAGGGGUCAUGUACCGGGUGUCAGCUAACAAGCUUUCCAAAACAUCCAGCCCUCCCAGCAGGAGCAUGGAGGUGGUGACCAGGAGCCAAGCCAGAGGAGCCGCACGGCCGGACUCGGCGCCUGGCGCUCCUGGGUAUUCCCCACCAAGCUGGCCCAGCCGCUCAAUCACCAGCCGCUACAUCGCAAGCCGCGCCGUGCAGCGGAGCCUCGCCAUCAUCCGCCAGGCCAAGCAGCGGAAAGAGCGAAAGAAGGAAUAUUGCAUGUACUACAACCGCUUUGGCAAAUGCAACCGGGGGGAGAGCUGCCCGUACAUCCACGAUCCCGAGAAAGUGGCCGUCUGCACCAGAUUCCUGCGCGGCGCAUGCAAGAAGACGGACGGGACGUGUCCUUUCGCACACAAGAUUUCAAAGGACAAGAUGCCCGUCUGUUCCUACUUCCUGAGGGGAAUUUGCAGCAACAGCGACUGUCCCUACAGCCAUGUCUACGUGUCCAGGAAAGCAGAGGUCUGUCCGGAGUUUCUGAAGGGCUACUGUCCCUUGGGAGAGAAGUGCAAGAAGAAGCACACCUUGGUGUGCGCGGAUUUCUCCAAACACGGCGUCUGCCCCAAGGGUUCCCGGUGCAAGCUGCAGCACCCUCAGAAGAAGCGCCUGGCCACGCAAGCCGGUGUCACAGACUCCUGUCCAGCUGAGCAGGGAAACUACGCAAAGCAGACUUUAAGGAGAAAAGGCGAGGAAGAGGAGGAAGGGGGGACACCAGGAGCAGCCUGCUGGCACCUCAGGAUCCUCCCUCAGAGCAGCCGCCUGACCAAGCAGCCCUCCUUCAUCUCCCUCCAGUCGCCCCCCGCCUCCCCCCAGGAGGAGGGCCCCAAGGCCGAGAGAAGCGGGGAAGAAGCAGGAAAGCCCCUGCAGAUCAAGCCCAGGCUGUGACGCCCCCUCCAGCCACGAUCCAGGUCUGCCCACCCGGCCACCGAGCUUUGGGCCCGCUCACUGCCUCGCUCUUUCUCAGGGAUCGGAGGUCCUCCCCGGCAACUACCUCAGAGCCAGGCCAGGCUGAAGCAGGGAGGGGGGGGGGGCAGCCAGGACCUUCCCCCCUCUGCCCCCCCAGCAAGGAGUGACACGUGCAUCGGGAUCUCUCGCCUGUCUCCAGCAUCCCAAAGACCAAUUUUGUGGGUUUUUUUCCCAACGGAGAGAAAGGAACGCCCCAUUUUCCCAGUCUGCAAAUCCAGCUGCCGGGGCUGCAUUUUGCUUUCUUCGGCUGGAUGAGGCUCCACCAGGAGACCCUCACUCACUCCUCAGCCCUCCCUCCCCAUCCUGAGGGUGCCUCCCCUUCAGCUGCCCUGGCCCAUCCUUUGCUUCCCUUUCCCCGCACCGGUGAUGGGUGUAUUCAGUAGCACAACCCAAGGGGAGACGGUGUAGCAUCCCAGCAACUUUGUGAUGGGCUGACCUUUGUCCCGGAAAGAAAUGUAGAUUUGUAGAAACGUGACUCUGAUUUUCUCUCUCUCUCUCUCUCUCUCUCUCUCUCUCUCUCUCUCUCUCUCUCUCUCUCUCUCUCUCUCUCUCUCUCUUUCUUUCUGCUCUGGGAGAAAAAAAAUAAUCUUCUUUACCAGCUUUCUUUAACAGUUCGCGCGCAGCUUUGGGACUCCCAACUGUUUGUAAAGUAGACUUGUCUGGAUGCUUUUAAUACACAAAUGCAAGCAAAAUGUUUC
Crotalus tigris (Tiger rattlesnake) is the source of this 3684-nucleotide messenger RNA. RefSeq names its product zinc finger CCCH-type containing 3 (gene ZC3H3). Gene Ontology annotation, molecular function: metal ion binding. The record is from RefSeq and is a predicted model, not a curated record. Gene Ontology annotation, cellular component: nucleus. The transcript is spliced from 12 exons. NCBI's taxonomy places the organism in Eukaryota, Metazoa, Chordata, Lepidosauria, Squamata, Viperidae. The coding region runs from base 32 to 2905 and encodes 957 amino acids.